This is a messenger RNA of Acanthosepion pharaonis, 1167 nucleotides long. The record is from the annotation of a GenBank genome assembly. Lineage: Eukaryota; Metazoa; Mollusca; Cephalopoda; Sepiida; Sepiidae.
AUGAUUGAUUCUAAACUCUUUCUUCUCUUCCACCUUUCUUUUCUAACAUUCUUUCUUUCUCUCAUUCUCUAUUGGACUAUGUCUCAUUUUCCUUUUUUAUUAAAAAAGUCUCUCGAUUUUAGCACCCUACGUCAAUACAGCGUUUCUUUUCUCACAUUCUUUCUUUCUCUCAUUAUCUAUUCCUCUAUAUCUCAUUUUCUUUCUUUAUUUAACCAGUUUCUCCAUUCUAGAUUCUCCCUCACUUCUCACUCUUUUCUGGCUUACUUUCUUUCUCUCAUUCUAUUUCCUCUCUUACUCAUUUCCAUUAUUUAUUUAACCACUUUCUCCAUUUUUGCCACAGCUUUCUCCUUUCUUCACUCUCUCUCAUUUUUCCCUUUCUUUUCACACUUUCUUUUUUUCUCUCCUUCUCUCUUCCUAUAUUUCUCAUUUAUCUCCAUUGUUCCCUCUCCCUCAUUUCCCCUUUCUUUUCUCACUUUCUUUCUUUCUCUCAUUCUCUCUUCCUCUAUUUCUCAUUUUCUUUCUUUAUUAAUCAAUUUUCCAUUCUUCACUCUCCCUUAUUUUUCCCUUUCUUUUCUCACUUUUAUUCUUUCUCUCAUUCUCUCUUCCUCUAUAUCUCAUUUUCUUUCUUUUUUUAACCAGUUUCUCAAUACUUCACUCUCUCUCAUUUUUCCCUUCCUUUUCUCACUUUCUUUCUUUCUCUCAUUCUCUCUUCCUCUAUAUCUCAUUUUCUUUCUUUUUUUAACCAUUUCUCCAUUCUUCCCUCUCCCUCAUUUUCCCCUUUCUUUUCUCACUUUCUUUCUUUCUCUCAUUCUCUCUUCCUCUAUAUCUCAUUUUCUUUCUUUUUUUAACCAGUUUCUCCAUUCUUCCCUCUCCCUCAUUUUCCCCUUCCUUUUCUCACUUUCUUUCUUUCUCUCAUUCUCUCUUCCUCUAUUUCUCAUUUUCUUUCUUUUUUUAACCAGUUUCUCCAUUCUUCCCUCUCCCUCAUUUUCUCUUUCUUUUCUCACUUUCUUUCUUUCUCUCAUUCUCUCUUCCUCUAUAUCUCAUUUUCUUUCUUUUUUUAACCAGUUUCUCCAUUCUUCCCUCUCCCUCAUUUUCCCAUUCUUUUCACACUUUCUUUCUUUCUUUCAUUAUUUCUUCCUCUAUAUCUCAUUUUCUUUCUUUUUUUAA